AUGGAAGAAAUAAGGCAUGAAAUCGAAGAGGAAAAUAUAAGAACAAGAUCAAAUGUAACAGAAGAGGAAGAAGAAGUCUUGGAAUAUGAAGAAGAAGACAUAGAGGAAGGUGCAAAGAAAUGCAAUCACAGCCUAGUAGGAAAGCUGGUGACAGACAAGAACAUCAACCCAACAUGGGUCCAAACGGCUAUGUUCAACAUUUGGAGAAGGCCAGAGGGCUUUAAGAUGGUAGAGAUCAAGCCAAAACUUUUUCAGUUUUUCUUUCAUAAGGAAAUAGAUAUGAGAAGAGUUCUGAAAGGAAACCCAUGGAUGUUCCGAAAUUCAUGGCUACUGAUCAAGAAAUGGGAAAGAAGAGUAAACCCAUCAGAAACAGAUUUUUCUAGAACAGAAAUUAAACUUCAAAUAUGGAACAUGCCAGAGCAUUGUAAGACAACAACUUUAGGAAGAAAAAUCGCUGCUAGGGUGGGAGAAGUCAUGGAAUGCAAUGUAUUCUCAGCGGGUCCAGGAAAAGGAAACUUUCUUAAAGCAUCAGUCAUGAUAAGGAUAGAGGAUCCACUGAAAGAAGGCUUAAACAUGGGGAGUAAGCGAGAUGGUUUAACAAAGGUGGAGUUCAAAUAUGAAAGGCUGCCCACAUUUUGCUACUUUUGUGGCAGGAUCGGACAUGAUGUAGCAAACUGUGAGAUAGCAGAAGCAGAAGAAGAGCACACCAGUAGUUCAAAAAAAGGGCUGGGAGCCUGA
Arachis ipaensis is the source of this 738-nucleotide messenger RNA. NCBI's taxonomy places the organism in Eukaryota, Viridiplantae, Streptophyta, Magnoliopsida, Fabales, Fabaceae. The record is from RefSeq and is a predicted model, not a curated record.